AUGAGUGAAGAAUCUAAGCAAGAACCGAAGCCUGUCUCUGAAGACGUCGUUAUUGCAGAUCCUCAAGAGCAAGAGGAAAGCGCUCUUGAUAAAGUAGAAGUCAUUGAGCUUCUACCGAAUCUUUUCACUCUUCUCCAACAACUAGAGAAAGGCGAGCUACAGCCAAAAGACUUUGACAAUCAUGCUGGUACCAUCAGAAUGAAGCUCAAUAACAUGAGACUGCUUCUUCUGGAGAUCAGUGGGAUUUGUGAGCCAGUUGAGGAUCGUUUGCAGAAGAUAAAGGCUGUGAGAGAGAGCAACCUGAGAAAGAAGGAAUUCAUCAAUGCAUUCAGAGAACGUGUUCGUGGCGACUUAAAGGAUGACCUGGGGAACUAG
Molecule: messenger RNA, 375 nt
Organism: Candidozyma haemuli
Lineage: Eukaryota; Fungi; Ascomycota; Pichiomycetes; Serinales; Metschnikowiaceae
Gene: MED9
Product: Med9p
Exons: 1
Coding region: 1-375 (124 amino acids)
Biological process (GO): regulation of transcription by RNA polymerase II
Cellular component (GO): mediator complex
Molecular function (GO): transcription coregulator activity
Source: RefSeq, a predicted model, not a curated record